Arabidopsis lyrata subsp. lyrata is the source of this 620-nucleotide messenger RNA. Its product is annotated as S-protein homolog 5-like. Bases 6 to 461 code for a protein of 151 amino acids. The record is from RefSeq and is a predicted model, not a curated record. NCBI's taxonomy places the organism in Eukaryota, Viridiplantae, Streptophyta, Magnoliopsida, Brassicales, Brassicaceae. The transcript has a single exon.
CAUCCAUGGCUUCCUCAACAAAUCACCAUUUCAUUUUCGUGCUAAUUACAAUUCUUGAAAUCAUCAAAACGUCGUUAGCGUUUGGAAACUUUUUAUCUGUCGAUGGAGGUUUCCCGUUCUCACCUAAACAUGUUGUAAUCAUCAACACAUUGAACUCACAUGAAAUAUUGGUCGUGCACUGUAGGAAUAAAGGGAAAGAUUUGGGGUUUCGUGCGCUCCAAUCCCAAGAACAAAUAGAUUUUAGGUUUCAUGUCAAUCUACGCAGAACAACAACAUACACUUGCACAUUCUCGUGGCCAGGAAAUGCAAAGACGUUUGAUAUUUUUAGAGUGGAUAGAGACGAUAAUUCAAAAAGUACAUGUGGAAUAUGUAAAGAAUGUAUUUGGUAUAUUUGUGAGUCAGGGCCAUGUCGUGCUAGACGCGAUGGAGGGGCUCCUUUCUGUUUUUCAUGGACAUCUUAAAGAUCGACUGGUAUGUCAGAUUAAUAGAUGAAUAGACGAAUUAUGAAAUAGCAGAAUCAAUAGAAUGACAGAAACUUUUAAACUGAUUAGAAUUGAUUUUUUUCAAAGGCAAAAAAAAUUACUAUUUAGUAGCUAGAUGAACAAAUUUUCUCUAGUUUA